UCAGCGUCGCCAGAAAUGACAGGUAAGAAGAACGAUAUACUAUAAAAGCUAAGGAGAAAUGACAGUUCUACACAUUGCCAGCCUCUUGGCAGAUACAUACUCACAUCAAUAAGAAACCAAGGAAGAGAGACCACUAUGUCUUCUCCAAGCAACUUGCCAGGGUUCAAGUCACUGCUGCUGUUGCUGAUUCUGGCAGUUAUGAUGAAGAUGGGAGUCUCAAUGCCAAAGAAGUCAGGCUGCCCCAAAGUAGAGGGGAAUGACUCUUUACAGAGCAUAAGGGUCAACAUGAAUAUGAUUAACCGGAACCAAGGCUCAAAGAUAUCCCCCGAUUACAAGAACCGCUCUACCUCUCCCUGGGAUUUAGUGCAAAAUGUGGACGAAAACAGACAGCCCCGGGUGAUCUGGGAAGCCAGGUGCCGCUACUCAGGCUGCAUCAAUGUAGAGGGCAAAGUGGAUUACCACAGGAACUCGGUCCCCAUCCAGCAGGAGAUCAUGGUCCUCCGGAGAGAGUCCCCAAACUGCUCCACUUCCUUCCGACUAGAAAAGAUAUUGGUGACGGUGGGCUGCACCUGUGUCAUCCCACGCACAGUGCCCUGAAAGCUGAGGGGCAGCUCAUUGGGAAGGUGCUUCAGAGGCAAUGGGGCAGCCUCCAACUUUGCUUCCAACAAUAGAUACCUCCCCUUAGCUGAACACAAAUCCUCAGAGAGCAAUCCCAUCUUAGACCAAAUUCUAGAGAAUCUAAAGAACAUUCAAUCCUUCCAUAGGAUUGUAUGAUUCUAAAACUGAUAGGACCAUUAGUU
Messenger RNA from Monodelphis domestica (gray short-tailed opossum), 800 nucleotides. RefSeq names its product interleukin 17A (gene IL17A). NCBI's taxonomy places the organism in Eukaryota, Metazoa, Chordata, Mammalia, Didelphimorphia, Didelphidae. Gene Ontology annotation, biological process: inflammatory response. Gene Ontology annotation, molecular function: cytokine activity. Gene Ontology annotation, cellular component: extracellular region. The record is from RefSeq and is a predicted model, not a curated record.